GGUUCUUUACCGGGUCCGGCAGCUGAAGCUCGGCGUUCGGGUUACCCCUGCAGCGACGCCCCCUGGUCCCACCGGUACCACUGCUGCUCCCGCCCCUUCGCUUCUCGGCCGCGCAAUGGGCACCCGCGACGACGAGUACGACUACCUCUUCAAAGUUGUUCUUAUUGGAGAUUCUGGUGUUGGAAAGAGUAAUCUCCUGUCUCGAUUUACUCGAAAUGAGUUUAAUCUUGAAAGCAAGAGCACCAUUGGAGUAGAGUUUGCAACAAGAAGCAUCCAGGUUGAUGGGAAAACAAUAAAGGCACAAAUAUGGGACACAGCAGGGCAAGAACGAUACCGUGCUAUAACAUCAGCAUACUAUCGUGGAGCUGUAGGUGCCUUAUUGGUUUAUGACAUUGCUAAACAUCUCACAUACGAAAAUGUAGAGCGAUGGCUGAAAGAACUAAGAGAUCACGCUGAUAGUAACAUUGUUAUCAUGCUUGUGGGCAAUAAGAGUGAUUUGCGCCAUCUCAGGGCAGUUCCUACAGAUGAAGCAAGAGCUUUUGCAGAAAAAAAUGGUUUGUCAUUCAUUGAGACAUCUGCUCUAGACUCUACAAAUGUGGAAGCUGCUUUUCAGACAAUCUUGACAGAGAUAUACCGCAUUGUUUCUCAGAAGCAAAUGUCAGACAGACGUGAAAAUGACAUGUCUCCAAGCAACAAUGUGGUUCCUAUUCAUGUUCCACCAACCACUGAAAACAAGCCAAAGGUGCAGUGCUGUCAGAACAUAUAAGGCGUUUCUCUUCUCCCCUAGAAGGCUGUGUAUAGUCCAAUUCCCAGGUCUGAGAUUUAAAUAUAUUUGUAAUUCUUGUGGUCA
Budorcas taxicolor (takin) is the source of this 850-nucleotide messenger RNA. It is a transcript of the gene RAB11A, whose product is annotated as RAB11A, member RAS oncogene family. Gene Ontology annotation, cellular component: postsynaptic recycling endosome; axon; transport vesicle. The record is from RefSeq and is a predicted model, not a curated record. The coding region runs from base 116 to 766 and encodes 216 amino acids. Gene Ontology annotation, biological process: exocytosis; neurotransmitter receptor transport, endosome to postsynaptic membrane; melanosome transport. Lineage: Eukaryota; Metazoa; Chordata; Mammalia; Artiodactyla; Bovidae. The transcript has 5 exons. Gene Ontology annotation, molecular function: GTP binding; GTPase activity.